Messenger RNA from Austrofundulus limnaeus, 4178 nucleotides. RefSeq names its product solute carrier family 1 member 8b (gene slc1a8b). Lineage: Eukaryota; Metazoa; Chordata; Actinopteri; Cyprinodontiformes; Rivulidae. Gene Ontology annotation, molecular function: neutral L-amino acid transmembrane transporter activity; L-glutamate transmembrane transporter activity; glutamate:sodium symporter activity. The record is from RefSeq and is a predicted model, not a curated record. Gene Ontology annotation, cellular component: plasma membrane. Gene Ontology annotation, biological process: L-glutamate transmembrane transport.
GUUAAUUGGAGUUGAAGUUCUGCCUUCAACCUCUAAGCCUGAAGCCUGUGUGGCUGUGUUAGUGGGGGGGGAGGGACGUGGAUAAUCCUUUUAGGAGCUGCUUUACCAGGAAUCAUUCCAUCAACACUUCCUCUCUCAGACUGGAUCAGCUCUUCAGUGUUUAACAGGACCCACAUCAGAACAGGAUCCCAGGCUCUCUUGUGCCUUUAGUGGGAUCUGUGCAGGUCCUGUGCCUACAGACAGAGACUUGGACAUCUGUGGUCAAGACACAGGGGUGGGGGGGCCGGCAAGGACUGAAGCUGAAUCAGAAUGGAGGAAGUGAAGAGUCUGUACAAGCGUAUGGUUUCUGUGAAGAUCAGGGCGUAUGUGAGGGACUACUGCAGAAGGAAUGGACUGCUGACACUUUCAGUUUUUGCUGUUGUUACUGGCUGUGUCCUCGGAUUUACACUGCGGACACUCAACCUGUCCACACAGCUCAUCACCUCCAGUUUAAUGUCAGGCCUGUCGGCCAUGGACACCAAGGCGAGCGGCCGGUUGGGGGUCCUGACCAUCACCUACUACCUGUGGACGACCUUCAUCGCCGUCAUCGUAGGCAUCGUGCUGGUGCUGAUCAUUCACCCGGGGGAAGGAACCGAUAAAGAAAGCCACCACGGCGGCACCGGGCCCGUCAUGACCUCUGCUGACGCUCUGCUCGACCUCAUCAGGAACAUGAUCCCAUCAAAUCUAAUUGAAGCUACUUUCCAGCAGUACCGGACAGAUUUGGUGCAAACUGUGCAGAACUCCAACGUGAAAGAGUCUCAGGCCAACUUUGUGUACGUCAUGCCCGACUACCACAACCCUCAGCUGGGCCACCCGGUGUUCUUAGAGAUCACUCCUGCACCCGACAUCAAGUAUAAAAUCGUCCCCAGCACGAGCAAAGGCAUGAACGUGUUGGGAAUCGUCAUCUUCUCGGCCACCAUGGGACUACUGCUGGGGAAGAUGGGAGAACGUGGAUUACCGCUGGUCAACGUGUGUCAGUGCAUCAACGAGUGUGUGAUGAAGAUCAUUAAUGCCGCUAUGUGGUACUUUCCAUUCGGUAUCGUGUUCCUGGUUGCUGGAAAGAUCCUGGACAUGCAGGACCCGGCCCACCUCGGGGAGAAGCUGGGCAUGUACUUCCUCACUGUUCUGUGUGGUCUGCUGGUGCACGGUCUCAUCCUGCUGCCCAUGUUCUACUUCUUCUUCACCCGCAAAAACCCCUUCCCCUUCAUCCGAGGCCUGCUGCAGGCUCUCGUCAUCGCUCUGGCAACUUCAUCCAGCUCAGCCACGCUGCCAAUCACCAUGAAGUGUCUUCUGGAGAACUGCGGGGUGGACCGGCAGAUAGCUCGCUUUGUCCUGCCGGUGGGAGCCACCAUCAACAUGGAUGGGACGGCCCUGUAUGAGGCUGUAGCUGCCAUCUUUAUAGCCCAGGUCAAUGAGUAUGACUUGGACUUCGGCCAGCUGGUCACUAUCAGCAUUACAGCAACAGCAGCAAGCAUCGGAGCAGCUGGGAUCCCUCAGGCAGGUUUGGUAACAAUGGUGAUUGUCCUAACCUCUGUUGGUUUACCGCCGGCUGACAUCUCCCUGAUUGUAGCCAUUGAUUGGGUUCUUGAUCGGUUCCGGACCAUGAUCAAUGUUCUGGGCGAUGCUUUAGCAGCUGGAAUCAUGGCUCACAUCUGUAAAAAGGACUUUGACAAAGCGGCUGCUGCUACUGCCGCCACGUCUGCUGCCAAUAACGGACGGAGAGACACAGUAAUCUCCUUUGGCAAUCAGAGCGUGGCCCUGUCUGAUGCUCCUCUGAUCGCACAGCGCUGCGAUUACGUGUUCGAGGUGGACGGAGACAACGUGCUGGAGAAACCUUUGCCCUGCUACAAUCUCUGCCAAGUGUGAGACCCUGUUGACGGGAGGGACGACGAGGAACGUAUGGGAGCUCAGAACAGUUCAAGCCUUGCUUGAACUCUGGCCACAGUGAGACCAAAUGUCGAGCACAUCGAUGGGUCAGGGCUGGGCGGCCUCAACAGAUUUUACCUGUGCCAUGCCGAAAACAGAAAUAUCCUUUACUUGAUGGUAUAGGGGUACAAUAAUGCGACGUGCUGUCUUCAUUCAGUUUGAACUGGAUAGCAAAAAAGGACGUGCUUCCCAUGUAACUGGAAUUCUACCUAUAGAGGGUAUUGUCUGAGAGUUGAGAAUGAAUAGUAGUGAUGUGUGAAUAACUGAAAUAAGGGCUGAGAUAUCUUGAUGGAACUGAUAGUUUCAUCUUCAAGGUUUUAACUGCCUUAUUAAGAGCUUUAGUAAUGGAAAGACUUGAAAUUUAACAGAAUCUCCUUUGUAAACCAAAAUAACAUUUAAUAGACGAAGUAGAUUUUCAUCAAAGCAACAAGGAAUCACUGAAACAAUACCAAAGCACAGGAUCUUUUGUUUUUUAUACCAAUGCUUUGAAUUCUGUUUUCUAAUAAAAAAAUCCUGUAACACACCACUGGCUGCAAGUUAUUUUACUAAUUUACCAGUGCAUUUCCCAUGAAAACUUCUGAAUUUGUACAAUAUACAGCAGCUGGAUCCAACCUUUUGUUGUAUCACAGACUGGUUUCAUUAAACUCCCAGAGGAGUGAAAAUAGUAGUUUUUUAUUUUUAUUUUUGUAUGGUACACUUAUCUAUAGUAAGAGGUCAAAGGAUGGAAAACAAUGUUAUGGUCCAUGUCUGUUAGCAAAAUAUCUCAUGAACCACUGGACAGACUUUCAUACAACCUGCAAAAAGUACUCAUUGGAAAUAUACAAGUACAUCACCCCAAUACAUACUCAGAGCAUUACUUAACCAGUGGUCCCCAGUGACCUUUAACCCCAUGACGUUAAAUCAACAGGCUCAUCCUUGACCCAUGAUGUGUCCAGUUGUGCAGUUUGUCAUUUGCUGCUGUUGUUACAGAAAACUUCCAGAAAAUAUGCCUUUGUUUCACUUGUAACAAAACUUAAAAAUUUUCUUAUAACCAAACUGCAUAAAAAGAAAAGUAACGGCCAUAUUGUGAAAAUAAACCAAGAAAAUCCACCAUAAGUUUCUGAACACGUUUAAUUUUUUUCCAUCUGAAUUUUUUCCACAUUUUAAUGAAAUGACUCAAUGUUAGAAUUCAUUUAAUGGCCUUGAACUUAGUGUUAAACAAGUUCAAAACAAAAGGAAACAAUAAAAACACUAGAGUAUAAGUAUCAAGUAUGAUGUACACUCAAAUAAAUAAAAGCCACUUUUCAGUAUAUUACAGGUUCCACAUAUGAAUUAAGGCAGACUGCAGUUAAUUUGACUGCCUCCUAAAACUAACUUGAAUAUUUUACAUUUUAACAUGACUGACAAAAAAGAACAAAUUCAAGCAGUAACAGGUCAGUAGAAAAACAAAUUAGGAUGAAAUUUCAAGACGAUCACUUGCUUUGAGCAAGUUUUAAAAUAUUGCACAAAGUUGGGGACUGUGACACAAAACACGAGAACUUUACCUCAAAGACUGAAUCUGAACCUUGUAUUUAAAACACUUGUAUUAAAAAGAAGCACAUGGUUAAAAUGGGCAUUUAACACUGCAUCAGUAUUUCAUUAUGGUGGGAAAAAAAUGCUUAACACCCGAAAUGAUCGGAGUUUGAAACAAAGUGAUGCCGAUGAGAGUAUUCUGCCUUGUAAUACAAAUUACUCAUAAGAUUUUUUUGAUGUUAAACCUGCUCUCAAAACGGCUUAGCAGAGAAACAUUAAGAGCUUACUAAUAAGGGGGGAAAUUAAUUUGGGGACAAUAUUACUGUAUUGGUCAUAUUAAAAUAUGAUCCAUUAUUUGUGUUAAAUGUUGCUAAACGUACCCACACUGAUAUGCUGAUUUAUUGCAUCACCUUCUAAACACCGACAUUGAUAAAGCCAGGUUUUAGACUACAACUAACAAAAACUAUAAAAAUGCACAAAUAGAGCCAAUAUACAGCUUCUAGUCCUGUUUUAUCCAACAGAAAUUCAACCUUCAGUCCCCAUCUUUACAGAAAUAUUCUCAGCCAGAUUCUGUUUGCUUUGGUCCAUUUUACAAUGACAUGUAAGCUGUCUCGAUGUCUGAUCGGUACGCUUUUAGGAGCAGCCUUGUUCUGGAUCACUGAACAAAAUUAACAGAACUUCAAACCUAAUCUUGAUUUUAAAAUUAAAAUUAAAAAAGGAAA